Molecule: messenger RNA, 6209 nt
Organism: Larimichthys crocea (large yellow croaker)
Lineage: Eukaryota; Metazoa; Chordata; Actinopteri; Sciaenidae
Gene: tns3
Product: tensin 3
Exons: 27
Coding region: 496-4668 (1390 amino acids)
Biological process (GO): dephosphorylation
Cellular component (GO): focal adhesion
Molecular function (GO): protein binding
Source: RefSeq, a predicted model, not a curated record
AGAGAGUCGGGAGAAGGAGGCCGUAGAGAGGGGAGGUAGGUAGAGUGGAAGGGGGAGGGAACAAGGGAGACAGCCCUAGCGGCGCAGUGGGAGGACUAUCCCAUGCCAGGACUUGUGGCGGCUGCAGCGGCAGCCUGGACUGGAGGAAGUGUGUUUGGGGGGGCUGAGGAGCAAGCAAGCAAGCAAGCAAGCAAGCAGAAGCAGCAGGUCUGGAUCCGAGCAAAGGUUUUUUAUUUUUUAUCACCGACUGGGACAAAAAAAACAACCUGAGAGCAGAUUCCAGCAGAGGAAAAUGAGCCUCUCAGCCUGCAUUAAGCCUGUAUGACGGGCUGAGAGCUCUUUGAUCAGGACUCCACUCUUUUCCCUUUCAGCAGCUCUGACUGACAAAGAGAAACAGAAGGGGCAAAGAAAGAAAUAAAGAAAGGAAGAAGAAGGAGAAGAAGAAGAAUCAGUGUAGUCGCUUCCAGUUUGAAAAAGGAAAUCCCAAGAUUCAGGAUGGAGGAGGGAUAUGAGCUAGACCUGACUUAUAUCACAGAGCGUAUCAUCGCUGUGUCCUUCCCCCGGGGGUGCUCAGAAGAGAUCUACUCUCACAACCUGAAGGAUGUCACACGAAUGCUCAAGUCCAAGCAUGCAGAUAAUUACCUGAUUAUCAACCUGUCAGAGAAAAGACAUGAUCUCUCUAGAAUGAACCCCAAGACCCUCGAUACAGGCUGGCCAGACAUGCAUGCCCCACCUCUGGAUAAGAUCUGCACCAUCUGUAAGGCCAUGGAGAGUUGGCUCAAUGCUGACCCUCUUCAUGUGGUGGUUAUACACUGCAGGGGCGGCAAAGGCCGAGUCGGAGUCGUCAUUUCAUCCUUUGUGCAUUUCACUGAUGUGUCUGCCAGUGCUGAUCAGGCGUUGGACCGCUUCGCGAUGAGGAAAUACUAUGAUGAUAAGGUCUCAGCUCUGAUGACACCUUCGCAGAAACGGUAUGUUUGGAUCCUCAACAGUCUCUUGAGUGGAUCCAUGAAGAUCAAUGCAUCACCCCUGUUCCUGCACUGCGUCAUCCUUCACGGAAUACCAAACUUCGACGCCACUGGAGUUUGUCGUCCAUACAUCAAAGUUUACCAGGGAAUGCAAGCAGUCUAUUCAUCUGGAAUCUAUCACAUCGGUCCAGGCCACAGAGACCGUGUAUGCAUCAGCCUGGAGCCUGCCCAGCUUCUAAAAGGCGACAUCAUGAUUAAAUGCUAUCACAAGAGUGACAUAACUUCAGAACGUGAAGUUAUUUUCCGACUGCAGUUCCACACGGGAGCAGUGCAGGGCUACAACCUGAUGUUUGAAAAAGAGGACAUGGAGACUGCCAACAAAGAUCCCAGAUUUGCAGAUUAUGGUAAAGUGGAGCUAGUGUUCUCAGAGGGACCAGAGAAGAUCCCAGGUGCAGACAGGUGGCAAAAUGGGACGGAUGUUAUUGUGGACUACAACACAGCAGACCCUCUAAUCCGCUGGGAUUCCUACCAGAACAUCUGUGAUGGUGAAGCGCCACGCUCUCAAGGCCUAACCCAGGACAAAGCAGCUAACAAGAGGAGCCCCAUCGGAGGAGAGGCCACACUGGGCCGAGGGGCACGCACCACGUCUGCUACGUCCAGCCCUGACCACAGCGACCACGCCCUCUCUGUCAGCAGUGAUUCGGGCCUGUCUAGCACUUCUCUGUGGGCAGACAGACCCACACCUGUUGUCACUACCAUCACCUCCAACACCACCAACACCAUCAAGCCUAACCAGGGCCCGAGCCAGCAGGAAAAGGUUCAGCUGAAGCGUCUUUUAAGUGGCUUUGGACUUGAGGACCCUUCAGUGGACGAAAUGGAUGAUCCAAGCCCCAGGGGGGGCAUCCAGCAGACAGUCCCAGCUCAAGUGCACAUUAAUGGAGACCCCAGACCUAGAGAGAGGGAAACAGACAUCCUGGAUGAUGAGGUCAUUACAGGUCACGAUCUGCACAGUGUGGACAGUUUAGGGACUUUGUCAUCCUCCUGCCACAAGAGCAGCCAGAACUCCCUGCUGUCAGAUGGGUUUGGGAGUCCCGGAGGAGAGGAGCAGCAAAGUCAAAGCCAGCACCACCUCCAUCACCCUGCACCUCCUCCCAUGGAGGAGUACGAGAGAGCCUACACUGAUGCUAGAAGGGCCUGUCUGAGCUCCAGAAGCAACUCUGUGGCCUCCUCUAAUCCCAGCAGUACUUCCAUGCCCAAGCAGCAUGUCUACAGACAGGGAAGCUAUUCCACACAGUCCUGGGUUCGCCAGCAGCAGAUGGUUGCUGCACAACAGUUUAUCUACAUGCCUGAGGAUGGAAACGAUACAGAAAGAUACCCAGGGAACAAGCAAGGGAGCAGUUCCCCCAAAGCAGUCCUGCCUACUGAACCACAGGGGCCUACAAGGGACAUGACGACAGAUGCUCUGAGAAACACAGCGCCGCACAAGGAGCUGGCGACGACAAACAACAACAACAACAACAAACGCGACGAGGAGUUCAAAUCUCUAACGAUGGACAUCGACAACUCCAUCGAUCAGCUCAACCAGCUCAUCAUGGAUCUUGAUCCAACAUUUGUGCCGGUGUCGAGCCACAGCGGCUCAAUCAAGAGGAACGGCGGGACUCACGUGAACGGCUCAGUCCCCAAGUGCUCAAACGGCAUCAAUCUCCGAUUCAACGAUAAUAACUCAGCAACCCUGAAAAACACACAGCAGACAGCUGUCCAGUCCAGCGAGGGCCGCGUGAGUGUCACACGGAAUCUCAGUCGCCAAGGAAGUGAUGUCACGGAUCAUCCAGGCUUCUGUAACUCAGGGUGGGGCGGGACAGAGGAGUACAGGGCCCAGCGGACGUACUCCCCAUGUGUGCCACAGUCUCAGCAUCACAUGUUGUUCAGGAGUGACAGUGCUGACUUCAGGGCCCAUGGCCCAGACAUGGACAGCGGGGUCGAAGCCGGUAGUGACAUGACUCCACCCACUCCCGCCUUCCCCAUCUCUCCACCAACACCUUAUGUGAAAAAUAUGUCGGAAUUCACUCACCUGAGGCAAACGCCUUCUCCUAGCAUGCAGUCUUAUGGAGGCUACAGAACAGACCAUGAGCCUCGCGGAUAUUCGGAGAUGGUCGGUCAUGUUGGAGUUGACAGUUUACCAGACUCCUCCAUCAACUGCCACAGGACACUAAGUGCCACGCACUCUGCCUCUAUUGUUGGGACCCUUCAGCGAACAGACAGUUCAUCCAUGAACCAGUCCUGGCCAGAGCAUCCUGUCCUGACCCGCCACUCCUCUCUGAGCAGCUACCCCUCUGCCAGACAACCACCCCAGCACUCCAUGUCAUUGGACUAUGGCCACUCUCCUCCCCUGCACCACCCUCACAUCCACCCUGCCCCAAAUGCCCACAGCUCUCCUCGAAGCAGCCAACGAAGCCGCAUGGCUCGCUAUGCUCUCAGCCGCAGUCCCGCUCAAAGUUUUGACGAGCAGGAUGACCUGGGUCUCGGCUAUGGCACAGACUGUCCGAACUCCACCUCCUCUCUGCUGGGAAAUGGAGGCAUGGAUAGGGAACUUUUGACCACCAUCGAUGGGCAGAAUCAGUCACAGAUUCCCCAGAUGCAGCCCCCACUUCUACCCGAGAAGAAGAGGGCGUCGGAUGGGGAGCAUUCGCUGGGAACAGCGUCACCAGCCCUCAGUGGGUUUUCGAGUCCCCACAGUGGGAGCUCCCUCAGUAUUCCCUUCCCCAGCGUUUUGCCUGACCUCUCAGCUCAGAUGCCGGGCACAGCGUCCCCUCUGCCAGAUGUGCUGGCCACCAAGCAGGUUACUGUUAAAUUUGUGCAGGACACAUCAAAAUUCUGGUACAAACCAGAUAUCUCAAGGGAUCAAGCCAUUUCAGUCCUGAAAGACAAGGAGCCUGGCUGCUUCAUUGUGCGGGACAGCCAUUCCUUCAGAGGGGCAUAUGGACUGGCAAUGAAGGUCGCUACACCACCUCCCUCAGUUCUCCAACAGACAAAGAAAGGAGGCGAUCUAUCCAAUGAAUUAGUUCGACACUUCUUGAUUGAGUGCACACAGAAAGGAGUGCGGUUGAAGGGUUGCCCCAAUGAGCCUUAUUUUGGAAGCUUAACCGCGCUCGUCUGCCAACAUUCAAUCACUCCUUUGGCCCUGCCCUGCAAACUCAUCAUACCUGACCGAGAUCCUCUUGAAGAUGUUGUGGAGACUACCUCACAAACAGUCACCAACUCUGCUGCCGAGCUGCUAAAACAGGGGGCAGCCUGUAAUGUGUGGUACCUAUGCUCCGUGGAGAUGGAGUCACUAACAGGCGUCCAAGCGGUGCAGAAAGCCACCAGUAUGACCCUAAACUCCAACCCUCCACCAGCCUCCACUGUAGUCCACUUCAAGGUGUCCUCCCAGGGAAUCACACUCACUGACAACCAGAGGAAGCUGUUCUUCAGGAGGCAUUACAAUGUCAAUACGGUCAUAUUUUGUGCAUUGGACCCUCAAGAUAGAAAGUGGAAAAAAGAUGGCUGCCCUUCAGCAAAGAUCUUUGGCUUUGUGGCGAGGAAAACUGGCACUUCCAUGGACAAUGUAUGUCACCUGUUUGCAGAGCAUGACCCUGAGCAACCAGCGAGCGCCAUUGUCAACUUUGUCUCCAAGGUUAUGAUUGGCUCACAGAAGAGUAAGUAGGCCUUCCUCGGGCUGAGCUGAUCACCUGGACAGACUUUUUUACUGAGACUAGAAACAAGAAAUAAAGACUGACAAGAAAAAAAAUCUAAGGACCGAAGAUGGUGAUGAUGUGGACAUUAACCCUGGAUUUUAACUGGAUGUUGCAUAUAUAACGACCACUUAUCAACACAUUUAACGAGGCCUUCUUUUAAUAUAAAAAUAUAAAUUCCCUUCUAUUAUGUUCUCUUUCUUUCCUGUAAAAUGAACUGUAAAGUAUCCAAGUAAGAAAAACACUAAAUCAUAAGAAAUGUGUAAUCAUUUUGUUACUGGUUUAAAACUGUAAUGUCUUAUACAGUUAGAUAUUCAUCUCAACAUAUUUUAAGGACAUAACACACAAAACCAAGGCUGCUUUUAUUUGUUUGUAUGAGUUUUAUGGAGAGAUCGUGAAAAUGUUACCUUGUUGCAUGUAUUUUUUUUUCUAAUAUUUAACCAAAACAAACUUCAUUCAAGCUAUUAACAGUCUGUAAAGUUGUAGCCGAUGUAGAGGUACCUCUGUGCUGCACUAGUCCAGCAUGCAGUAUUUUGUUGUUGAGUGAAAAAUGUGGAAAUCGAGUGCAGAAAAUAUGUAUAAUUUGGACUAUGGGAACGGCAACCUCACAUACAGGUUUAUCUUAAUUUCAUCUAUGCAAUGUAAAAUUUUAUUUUUUUAAACCAUGGCCUUCUGUACAUGUGCAGCAUGUGGCUUCUCUGAACCUGUUCAAUUACUUCCUCCUUAAGAUGUAUGUGAAUAUGACCACUUUUAAAGCUGUCUGCAACAUUUUUAUGAACGUGUGCGAGUGCGUGUGUUGAAAUGAGAGAAACCAUAGAAAAUAUUUUAAUUAAACCCUAAUAUAUAUAUAUAUUGACUUAACACGGUUAAAAACACAUCAGUACUUUUGCGUAGAAGAUAGUACAAGUGGUAUUCCACUCAGCUGCCAAAUUUGUACUCUGUAUACCCUCUUUGGGGGCAUAAUAACAGCACUGCAGUGUUUCAGAAUCAAAACUGUAUCAUUGUCCUCAAUUUUGUGCAUGUAAUAUGAUUUCUUUUUUUGAAUGCAUAGGCUGCUAUAUAGAGAGGAAAAUAAUGCUGUAAUUGCGUUGGUCUUUUACAAGAAGAAAGAAAAGCUCUCAGUGUUGGAAUUGCACAAAUAAAUUUAGGAUUUGACCUAUUCUCCAUUAGUCAUCUGUCGGUUUGUACUUGCUCUGGGAUUAAGCUGUUUAUUACCCCAGUUAAGUGCUUGUUGACAUCGUAUAUGAGAUGAUGACCAUAAAUCUUGAUUCCUUUCAGCUUUUUGUGUUGGGCAGCGAUUUUUAUCCAGAGAGAGGGACCUACCACCACAAUACAGCUCUGUCGAUAUUCUUCCAUUGAUUAUGUACACAUCUUGUUAUCAUGACCUAUUAUUUGACUGUACCUCAUACUUUUCUCAUACAAUACUGUGCUUAUGUGUAUAACAUGCUACAUGUGAACAGUUUAUGUGUAUAUUGACAUCGCAUUGUUUGUUGUGUUCUGUAAAUAAACAAAA